AUGCUAGUCAAAUCUGCCAGGGCCCACGAUCAUGUCAAGCACCUCGGCGAAUGUUUCCGAAUCUUGGAGAAGUACGGGAUGAAGCUAAACCCCGCGAAGUGCACAUUCGCCGUCACCUCAGGAGAAUUCCUCGGGUAUGUUGUGAACCAACGCGGGAUAGAGGCAAACCCGAAGCAGAUCUGGGCGAUCCUCAACCUCCCAUCGCCGACAUCCUCCAAAGAAAUCCAAAGGCUCACCGGACGGAUCGCCGCAUUGAACAGAUUCAUCUCGCGCUCAACCGACAAAUGUCUCCCCUUCUACCAAUUGGUUCGAUCAAACAAGAAGUUCGAGUGGGACGAAAAAUGCGAAGACGCUUUCAAACAAUUUGAAAGAGUAUCUCACUACCCCACCAAUUCUCGCGAAACCCGAAGAAGGCGAGACCCUAUUCUUAUAUAUCGCAAUAUCAAGCACGGCGGUAAGCGGAGUCCUUGUCCGAGAAGAUCGAGGAGAGCAGCAGCCAGUCUUCUACGUCAGCAAAACCCUCAAUGA
Microthlaspi erraticum is the source of this 528-nucleotide messenger RNA. Lineage: Eukaryota; Viridiplantae; Streptophyta; Magnoliopsida; Brassicales; Brassicaceae. The record is from the annotation of a GenBank genome assembly.